UCUCUCUCUCUCUCUCCUUCCGACACGCAUUCCACCAGCUCUAAUAUGUUCAUCCUUAUCCGUACACACGCACACACACACACAUACACACGCACGCCCAUCCUCUCUAUCCCACACACACUAAGACCUGUUAACAUAUGGCUACGUCGCCGCCGCCCGCCCUCCGCCGCGACGCCCCCGACAGUGUAAUUUUCCCCGCCUGGCUGCCUCGCGAAGUCCCUCCCGCGCCCCGAUGAAGACGUUACACAGUCGGUCCAAGGAGCAGCGGGGCAGAAGAGGCGGCGAGGGCGGCGCUGACGGCUGAGCGGACGGAGUGCUGGCGGAGGGAGUAAUUAGGACGAGUCAGUUAAUUAGGUUAAGGAGGGAAGGAAGGAAGGCUGGCAGGCAGACGGGCUCCUGCGGCGGGUUGGAGGAAGAGGAGGGAAGGAGGAGGAGGAAGGCUGAGCCGAGGCCGCCUCCCGGGACCGAUCUGCCACACCAAAGCAUUGGAGUCAUUAAUUUGAGUCGUGGCGUUAAUUUUGUAUCAGAGUCAAGGCGGAGAGUGAGUCCUGUGUGUGUCCUGUGGGGGCGAGGCGGGAGGCGGGGGCGGUGGCGGCGUGGGUGCUGCUGAUGGAGCCAGUUUAUCACGGCCAUGGAGACCAGCCACUUCAUUUAGGGACAAAUAUGUCAGCUGAAAUGUCAAACAUCGGCCACAAAACAAUGUACUUUGUAACUCAAUACACAGCUAUUUGCAUUCCAGAGUGCGAGCGUGGCCAGUUGGUGGGUGAGGCGAGAAGCAACGGCGACAAGCGGUCCGCCUCCCGCCGGCUCACUCUGUGGACUUUCCCAGGCCCGCCCUACUUUCUCCUCAUUGGAGGGCCGAAUGACCUUCGGCCAAUGGUAACGCGACCGGCAGCGAGGGCGUGGGACCCAGAGAGGGACGGACCAAUGGGAGCAGGAACGCGAGUGUGACAGCUGUGGUGCGCCAAGCUCCGCCCCACGUCACGGCUGCUCUCUCGGCCUCAGAAGGACUCCAUUACUGCCGCGAGAGGCGCGCCAGCAACACGGAGAGAAACCCUGCUCGAGGACUCACUGGGCUGCGCGUCGGACAUGAGCACGGCCGCAGCUGUGUAGUGUUGUGGCGGUGACUGGCAGUGUUGUGACUAGGCUGAGUGUGUGACAGACACCAUGGUGCUUGGACUUGCGGCGAAUGUAAGUGCUUCCUCGGGGAGCAACGUUGGAGGAUCAGGAGGUCCAGUGGUGCCCACUCCGAUCGUCGCGCUGCCCUCCCUCUCCUUCACCGCCACCCAGGUGGCCGCCGUCUGCGAAACUCUAGAGGAGAGCGGAGACAUGGAACGUCUUGGCAGAUUCUUGUGGUCGCUGCCCGUGGCUCACCCACACCUGCAGGACCUCAAUAAGCAAGAAGCAGUUUUACGCGCAAGAGCUCUCGUCUCCUUCCAUGUAGGGAACUUCCGGGAACUCUACGCCAUCCUCGAGUCUCACAGGUUUUCCAAGCCGUCGCACGCGCGGCUGCAGGCGCUGUGGCUGGAGGCGCACUACCAGGAGGCGGAGCGGCUCCGCGGCCGGCCGCUCGGACCCGUCGACAAGUACAGAGUCCGCAAGAAGUUCCCCUUUCCAAGGACCAUCUGGGACGGGGAACAGAAGACCCACUGCUUCAAGGAGCGAACCAGGUCGCUGCUACGAGAAUGGUAUCUGCAGGACCCUUACCCCAACCCCAGCAAGAAGAGGGAGCUGGCCUCGGCCACCGGCCUCACCCCAACACAAGUCGGCAACUGGUUCAAGAACCGUCGGCAGCGUGACAGGGCGGCCGCCGCCAAGAACAGGAUGAUGAACGGCCAGCAGGGCGGCGCAGCCUCGGCCCGGUCAUCGGAGUCCAGAGACGCUCACCACGACGACGAGGACGACGACCUCAUAAACCCCGGCUCCCCGACGCCCCUGGACGACACGGACGACGAGGACCUGUCUCUGGGUACCCACUCCCCUCCACCUGUGUCGGAGAGCCCCCUACCCCCCGCCUCGUCAGGAGAAGGAGGAGGCGUCGUGUCUCCAGCCUCCAACGCUCCCUCCUCUCACCCCUCUUCAGUUUCCCCCCACCCGGCUAGCAUCUCCCCUCACCCCUCCUCCAUAUCCCCUCACCCCUCCGCCACGCCGCCCCAGAGCUCCCCGCUGCCCCUCCUCAAGAGCGACAUAACCUCCACCACGGAGUCGCACAUCCCCGCCGCCCCCGUCACCACCACCCUGCCGCUGGAGGUCACCAAACCCUCCUACCUGAUGCCCCCCAUGUCCUCCCUGCCGCUCAUGACCUCCCUCGCCACCUCCCUCGCCUCGCCCCUCUCCCUCCCCUUCUCCACCAUGAGCGCAGGAGGAGAUGCCUUCAAGUUCCACUCACAUCCCUUCCUCCACCACCCCCACCCCCUCCUCCACCCGUUCUCCCUUCACCACCCCCUCCCACUAGUCAACCCUCACUCCCCCUUCUUUUCAGCCCUCCCCCCACACAACCCCUCCGCCACUUAGAGCCCAUUCACGGCACUUUAGUUUGAUAAGUCACACAUCUACCUGUUGAUUACUUUUUAAAUGCCCCCUCUCUCUGUCCCCCUUCCUUGCCCCUCACACAGUCAUAGACGUAUGUGUAAGCUUCUUGUCUCCUUCCUUUGCAACUUUUCUUUCCGCUUCGUCACCCAAGAAGUCUGAGAGUGUCUUCCUCCGCUGCUGAGGAGACGCCACGAGGUGCUGCUCUCGAUCUUGUAUAAGCGUGGCCCAGAAUGACAACAAAGGCGGCCGUCAAUCAUUGGUCACAGUCCCUCAGGUGCCCCGCCCACGCCACCUCGAGCCGACCAGUCAGGAACGAGAUAAGUGUUUACUUCCUCUUGGAAAUUCGUGAGACAAAAGAAUUAGUGGAAGGGAACCGGACUGAAAUUCCUACUGAACCUGCCCGAGCCAGGCCGGGUAAGCCGAAGAAGUGGAGGAGAACUUGAAGACUCGUGUAAAUUCGACGCGACGCUUGCCAAGAUUCUUUUUUCUUUCCUCUUUUUUUUAUUUCGCUCUCAAGGUCUGGCUCUUGAUUUUACCUGAGUGUCUGAAUCUCCUCUCGCUGGUCCGGAGUCACGCCCUCUGCGCUUUGCUCCUCUUUGUGUGUCCUGUACAGCUAAGUAAUGUCACAAAGAUUAAGCAGAGCGCGGCGACCCUUCCCUCACCGCGUCUCUCGUGAGGCUGCGAGUCUUGAUGAAGUAAAUAAAAGUCAAGACGUUCCUGUUAAGCCCGGUGGUCUUAUUCUAACCCCAACCUGUGUUAAAUAAAUAAAGAUGAUAGAGUCGCCUACGCCCUCACCGCCGCCGCCGCUCCUCGUCAGGCAGGUAAUCAAGAAAGGCCUCGGAAAAAAUUAACCUUCUUCAGGCGGCAAAAACAAAAUUUACUAAAAAAAAUGGAUCAGGUUCAUUUAAGACAACGGGUUGGGGACAUGUCAGGGAGGGGUGCGGGGGGGGGGGGGUGUUAGGGGGAGUGUUUGAGGGGUCAAGGGGGGCGGGGGUGCUGAGGUGGCAUUACUCACUCCUCUUCUUGGCGUGGUAAUAAAGGGGGGGGGGGGUCUUCCAUUGUUCCUGUGGGCGUGCCUGUGUGUCUCUCUCUCUCUCUCUCUCUCUCUCUCUCUCUCUCUCUCUCUCAGGACUAACGAAGGGGGUGGGGGUCGUCUAGUCCUUGGCCUUAACCCUAUCUGAUCCGAGGGGGGAUAAAUCUGGCCUCCCCUCAGGAACUUCGAUCAAAACGAUACACCAUUUUUUUCUUAUUAAAUCAAGAAGAAAAAACAGUCAUACAGAAAAACGCAGACAAUUUGAAAGCGUCGGAUCGGAUAGGGUUAAGGUGUCUCCGGGCUACUGACGGCGGCGCGGACGGAGGAGGAGGAAGGCCCGUGUGAUUGGCGGUGGUUUGGCUUCAUGGGUGUCUGGCUCAAUUGUUCCUCUGUUCGAUUCCCGUUGCCUUUUUUUUUCUUCUUGUUUUUAGUUCAUAUCCUCAAAAUACUGAACU
Eriocheir sinensis (Chinese mitten crab) is the source of this 4020-nucleotide messenger RNA. Its product is annotated as homeobox protein SIX3-like. Gene Ontology annotation, biological process: regulation of transcription by RNA polymerase II. The transcript is spliced from 3 exons. The record is from RefSeq and is a predicted model, not a curated record. Gene Ontology annotation, cellular component: transcription regulator complex; nucleus. NCBI's taxonomy places the organism in Eukaryota, Metazoa, Arthropoda, Malacostraca, Decapoda, Varunidae. The coding region runs from base 1168 to 2514 and encodes 448 amino acids. Gene Ontology annotation, molecular function: RNA polymerase II cis-regulatory region sequence-specific DNA binding; DNA-binding transcription factor activity, RNA polymerase II-specific.